UGUGACAGCGUAGCAGCAUCUGGCAGUCAGUUUUUGUAAAGAAAACCUCAGGAAAAAGUUCCACAUCUCGUUCUGUCCAUCCUCAAACGAUGCAGUCCGACACGUUACUGCAUGUGUGUAAUUUCAGCACUCUGUUUGUGUGCAUGGUGCUGAAGUUCCCGCAGAUCUUCGUCCUGAUGAGAGCCAAAUCUACGGCUGGAGUCAGCCUCAACAGUCUGCUGCUGGAGCUGCUCGGGUUCAUUGUUUUUGUAACGUACCAGAUGUACUACGACUACCCACCUCCUACAUACCUGGAAUACCCCAUCCUCAUUGCCCAAGAUGUCAUUCUUCUGCUCCUGAUUCUUCAUUACAACGGCAGCCUGCGGCAGAGCCUCAUCUACACCUUGGUGUUUGUGGGCGGUUGGAGGCUCCUCACUGUGGAGAAGUGGAUCAUUGACCUGGCUAUGAGCCUGUGCACGUUCAUUAGUGCAGCCAGUAAGUUUGCUCAGCUGCAGUGUCUGUGGAGGUCUAAGGAUGCGGGGCAGGUUAGCGCGCUCUCCUGGGCUCUGGCUACCUACACAUGUAUGGCUCGGAUUUACACCACCACAGUGACGACUGGAGACACGCAGGUUCUGGUGCGGUUCAUCGCGAUGACCCUCCUGAACCUGUGGGUGCUGCUCACGGUGCUCUACUACCAGAGACACAGCAGCAGCUCCAAGAAAGAAGACUAAGGCUGGAACGUCACCGCUCUGGAGAAGAGAAACGUUUACUGAAUCACACUGGACCCAGGACUGAUGGGAAACAACGGUUCUGUUGUAAUGCGGUUGCUUUUUAUAUGGUUUUUACCUCGUUUUAAACUCUCACGCUUCUUUACAGAACAUUCCAGUGUGCAAAAAUGCGCAUCUACCUGUAGCGAGAACAAAGACCUACGCUGUCAUACUGUAUGUGAGAAAAACUGUAGUAUUAUUAGACAGGACUUCCUUCUCAGGAUAAGAAAUGCUGUAUUAAGAAUAGUUUUUAUAUCUGCAAAGUUUUUUUCUGAACUAUUUUAAUAAACCAAACAUAUCGGCUUC
This is a messenger RNA of Amphiprion ocellaris (clown anemonefish), 1052 nucleotides long. It is a transcript of the gene slc66a3, whose product is annotated as solute carrier family 66 member 3. The coding region runs from base 90 to 710 and encodes 206 amino acids. The transcript is spliced from 7 exons. The record is from RefSeq and is a predicted model, not a curated record. Lineage: Eukaryota; Metazoa; Chordata; Actinopteri; Pomacentridae.